AUGGAUAAAGUAUGUCAAUAUUGUCAGGCAUUGAAAUUUCGGAAUGAAGCAGCCGGCAUGUGCUGCGCAUCAGGAAAAGUUGUGCUGUCACCUCUACCCGCUCCGCCGGAGCCUUUAUUAUCCCUUCUUACUGGCAAUUCAGAUGAUUCCAAAUUAUUUUUGCGUAAGAUACGCAAAUUUAAUUCUUGCUUCCAAAUGACGUCAUUUGGGGCAACUAAAAUUUGCGAUCGUGCAUCCGAUGGACGUAAUCUUGAAACUACAUUCAAAAUUCAAGAGCGUGUGACGACUCGGUGCCUGUAUAAUUUUAUUGAACAAGCAGAGGAAAGAGCAAUUGUGAUAUUAUUGGAAAAUUUUUUAGAAGAUCACAAUCAACUAAUUCAAUUGAUCAAAAGAGUUUCGCCACGACUGCAAAAUGACAAUUAUCAAAUCGUCAUAAAAGCCGACAAAGUACCAUUAGGUGAACAUGCUGGUAGAUUCAACGCUCCAACUGUUGAUGAGGUUUCUGUUAUCAUGGUUGGUGAUCCAGUUGACAAAAGAUCUAUAAAAAUUACACGGCGAGACAACACUGUUAGUACGAUUUCGGAUCUACACCGUUCAUAUGACGCACUACAAUAUCCAUUGAUAUUUUGGCAAGGACAAGAUGAAUAUCACCUUAAUAUCAAACAGUAUGAUCCAAAUACCGGUGAUUACAGAAAUAAUAAAGUUAGCUCAAUGAACUACUACGCACACCGAAUAAUGGUUAGACAACAUCAAGAUAAUUAUAUCCUUCGAUAUCGUCAGCUGUUCCAUAAAUACAUUGUUGAUAUGUAUGCUAAGGUUGAAAGCGAACGCUUGCGAUUCCUUCGAUUUAACCAGGCAAAACUACGAUCGGAAGAAUAUAUUCACUUACGAGAUGCUGUUGUUGGAAACAUCGAUGGAAAUUUAAAUCCCAAUGACAUCGGUAAUGCUUUCAUUUUACCUUCAAGCUACAUCGGCAGUCCACGGAACAUGCAGGAAUACAUACAAGAUGCGAUGACUUACGUACGUCAUUACGGCCGACCGGAUUUAUUUAUUACAUUCACAUGUAAUCCGAAUUGGGAAGAGAUACAAACUUUACUAUUGCCAGGACAACAAGCCAUUCAUCGUCAUGAUUUAACUGCACAGUGGCAAAAGCGAGGUUUGCCUCAUGCCCACAUUUUGGUUUGGCUUAAAGAUAGAAUCCGUCCUGAAGAAAUCGAUCAAAUAAUUUCAGCCGAAAUUCCAGACCCAUUAAUUGAUCAAGAAUUAUUUGAUAUUGUCACCAAACACAUGAUCCAUGGGCCAUGCGGUGCUUUCAACAUGACGUCACCGUGCAUGGAAAAUGGAAAAUGUAAAAAAAACUUCCCAAAGCCGCAUACGAAUGACACGAUCACGGAUAUUGAUGGUUAUCCAAUGUAUCGCCGCAGAAGUACUGAGAAUGGUGGCCACACAUUUACAAUGCGACUGCCGAACUUUCAAAAUCAAGUUGAGUUUGAUAAUCAGUGGGUGGUACCAUACUCACCACUACUUUCAAAAACUUACAAAGCUCAUAUCAAUGUUGAGCUUUGCAGUUCUGUUAAAUCAAUUAAGUAUAUUUGUAAAUAUGUAAACAAAGGCAGUGAUUUGGCCAUAUUUGAAGUACAAAACAUAAAUAAAAAUGACGAAAUAGCACGAUACCAAAUGGGCAGAUACAUUAGCAGCAAUGAAGCUAUUUGGCAUAUUCUCAGCUUUCCCAUCCACGAAAGAGAUCCUGCUGUCCAACAUCUGGCAAUACAUCUUGAAAACGGUCAACGUGUAUACUUCACUGAAGAAAAUGUUCUCCAAAGAGCAUUCGAAGCUCCGAAAACGACUCUAACUGAAUUUUUUACAUUGUGUCAAAAACCUGAUGUUUUUGGCCAAUUCGCGAAGACAUUGGUGUAUGGUGAUGUUCCACGUUAUUUCACAUGGAACAAAUCCAGUAAAAAAUGGGAGCCACGGAAACAAGGAAAACCACAUCCUUCCAUUACAGGCAUAUUCAAAGCUAAGACAUUGGGGAGACUUUACACGGUACAUCCAAAGCAACGUGAGUGCUUCUAUUUACGUUUGUUAUUGGUGAAUGUUCCCGGACCAACGUCUUUUGAAUUUUUACGAACAGUUAAUGGUCGAGUAUUCAAUACAUACCAGGAUGCAUGUCGUGAACUGCGAUUGCUAGAAGACGAUAACCAUUGGGACUUAACGCUUGCUGAUGCUGCGUUGACAUCAACACCGAAUAACAUUCGUCAGUUGUUUGCAAUUAUUUUGACGACAUGUUAUCCCUCGCAAGCACAAACUUUGUGGGAAAAAUAUAAAAAUUGUAUGACAGAAGACAUCUUGCACCGAAUUAGACAAACAAAUCAAUGCCAAAACAUAGAUUAUACACCAGAGAUGUACAAUGAAGCAUUGGUCUUGAUCGAGGAUCUAUGUGUUCUUAUUUCAUAUUUACCACUUAAUCAUUAUGGUAUGCCAUCACCUAAUCGUUCAGCCACCGACUUAGUCAAUACCGAUUUACAACGAGAAAAUCAAUAUGACCAUGGAAGUUUAGCAACAAUUAUCAUGAACAGUGAACCAUUACUGACAGCAGAACAAAAAAUUAUUUAUGAUCGGAUUAUGCUGGCUGUUGCUGCUGAACAAGGCGGUUUUUUUUUCUUGGAUGCACCCGGUGGAACCGGUAAGACAUUUUUAAUAUCGUUGAUUCUUGCCAAAAUACGGUCGCAACAAAAAAUCGCAUUAGCAGUAGCAUCGUCAGGCAUUGCGGCUACUUUACUAGAUGGUGGGCGAACAGCACAUUCAACAUUCAAGCUGCCAUUGGACGUUCAUAAUAAACCAGAUGCAAUGUGUAACAUCAAAAAGAAUAGUGGAAUAGCUGUAGUGUUGCGGAAGAGUUCUAUAAUAAUUUGGGAUGAGUGCACAAUGGCACACAAAUAUUCACUUGAAGCAUUAAACAGAACUAUGCAAGAUUUAAACAGCAAUAAUAAACUUUUCGGUGGUGCUAUCUUACUUUUGUCUGGUGACUUCCGGCAGACCUUACCGGUUAUACCUCGCUCUACUUUCGCGGAUGAGAUUAAUGCAUGUUUGAAACAAUCAUUCUUAUGGCGAAGUGUUGAAGCACUUCGAUUGACCAUAAAUAUGCGAGUACAAUUGCAAAAUGAUCCAUCAGCACAAAUAUUUUCCGAACAACUAUUAGAUAUUGGGAACGGUAAAAUAGAACUGCAACCAAAUACGCAAUGCAUUAAACUAGCAGACAAUUUUUGCACUGUUGUUCAGGAUAAAAAUGAAUUGAUUCAGAGUAUUUUCCCGGAUAUACAGAAUAUUUAUUUGAAUCAUGAAUGGCUUAGUCAACGGGCGAUUUUGGCAGCCAAAAACGUUGAUGUUGACGAAAUUAACUUCCACAUACAACAGUUGUUACCAGGCGAUCUGAUGUCUUUUAAAUCAAUCGAUACUGUUGUUGAUGAAAAUGAAAGUGUAAAUUUUCCGAUUGAAUUUUUAAAUUCAUUAGAUAUCCCUGGAAUGCCACCACAUAAUCUUCGAUUAAAGAUUGGUUCCCCUAUUAUUCUCCUCCGUAAUUUGAAUCCACCUCAAUUAUGUAACGGUACGCGUUUGGUCAUCAAAAAGAUCACCGGAAACAUUCUUGAAGCAACCAUUUUGUCUGGGAAGUUUAAAGGAAAAGUGGUCCUGCUGCCACGUAUUCCGAUGAUACCAUCAGAUUCUACCAUACCCUUCAAAAGGCUACAGUUUCCAAUUCGUUUAGCUUUCGCCAUGUCUAUAAAUAAAUCUCAAGGUCAAACAAUGUCCAUUUGUGGUUUAGAUUUGGAAAAUCCAUGUUUUUCUCAUGGGCAACUAUAUGUUGCGUGUUCACGUGUUGGGAAACCGUCGAAUCUAUUUGUGUUAGCUAAAGACAGGUUAACCAAAAACAUUGUGCACCGAUUGGUGUUAAAUUAA
Acyrthosiphon pisum (pea aphid) is the source of this 3954-nucleotide messenger RNA. RefSeq lists its product as uncharacterized. NCBI's taxonomy places the organism in Eukaryota, Metazoa, Arthropoda, Insecta, Hemiptera, Aphididae. The transcript has 4 exons. The record is from RefSeq and is a predicted model, not a curated record. Gene Ontology annotation, molecular function: DNA helicase activity. Gene Ontology annotation, biological process: telomere maintenance; DNA repair. Bases 1 to 3954 code for a protein of 1317 amino acids.